Besnoitia besnoiti is the source of this 525-nucleotide messenger RNA. RefSeq names its product nuclear movement protein domain containing protein. Gene Ontology annotation, biological process: protein folding. The transcript is spliced from 7 exons. Lineage: Eukaryota; Apicomplexa; Conoidasida; Eucoccidiorida; Sarcocystidae. The coding region runs from base 1 to 525 and encodes 174 amino acids. The record is from RefSeq and is a predicted model, not a curated record. Gene Ontology annotation, cellular component: cytoplasm.
AUGAUGCUUGGAAACAGUGGGACAGAUGACGACAUUUCCUUGCUGAAGAGGGCGGAAUCUUCAGCUCGAGGCCGGCGCCCGUUCUAUGACGGAGGGCGCCUUGUCUAUGAAUGGGAGCAAUCGCUGGACGAAGUGCAUUUGUACUUGAAGCCGCCUGAGGGCGCAAGGGCGAGAGACUUGGACAUCAAGAUAACACCUACGACGUUGAGCGUUGGCUUGAAAGGGAAACCUCCAUUGUUUUCGGCGCCCACGGAGUCAACUGUUAACGCGGAGUCAUCACUAUGGAUGAUAGAGGAUGGGGAGCUGCACAUUCUGCUUGUCAAGAUGAAGAAGGGCGAGGUCUGGAACGCUGCGCUCAAGGGACAUGGGGGCUGUCUUGACCCCUUCAGCCAGCAAGAAGUCCAGAAAAAACUGAUGCUUGAGCGGUUCCAGGAAGAAAAUCCUGGAUUCGACUUUUCUGGAGCGACCUUCAGCGGCAACGCACCCGACCCGCGAACAUUCAUGGGCGGGGUGUCGUACAAAUAA